AAGUUUUUAAUGCAUGCAUAUAUCCUAUUUUUGCACGCACAAUAUAGUGCACACGUGGUUAUUUUAGUGCAUCAAAUCCACAGCCUUAAUAAUUAUAAUAGGUAUAGAAUUUAACUGCAGUUUAUGCACACUGCACACGCGUCAGAUAAUAUAUCAAUUAUAAGACACUAAUAAUAAUAGUACAGUGAACUGCAGCUGAACCCUCGGGUAUUAUACCAUUAUAGAUCCAUGGUACUAUACCUAGGUGAUAUAAUAACCUAAUUAAAAUUAUUGAGUCGAUGAUCUCUUUUCAGAGGCGAUCGUUAACAGGAGAUACAUAAUAAAUGAUUUGACUUUGAAAACAACAACAACAAUAAUGAAACGCAGUGCAGCUGUUGCGGCAAUAGCGGCGAUUGCGUUACUGCAGGUGGUCGCGUUACUGCGAGUGGCCGUGGCGGCCGCAGGCGGCCCGUCGUCGAUACGACGUCGAUUGCGGGACAUAACGCUAGACGACGAGGCCCACCGGGACCGGCUGGACCGUCUGGCCAGGUCCGUCAACAAGAUGAUCGACGAGUACCUGGGCACCAGGUCAGUGGUGAUGUUCGCGGAAGAGGUGCGCCGCAGUGAGCUGGGCCAGCGGCUGCUGGUGGACAUGAACCACCCCAGGCUCCUGGUGCAGUUGGCGGCGGCCACCGACGCACGGCUGGCCAACGGGCUCGUCGUUUACCUACAACGCGGCCAGGCGCAGCGACACCGGGACGGCCGGUCGACCGACUACGAUGCGGUGCUGGGCCGGUUGCCGCCCAGCGACCACUCGCGGCACAUGGUACUGUGGGACGUCACGCCGCAGCCAGGCGACCGUGUCGACCUGCACCGCAUCCAAAUGCUGUUCGAAGCUUUCUGGCACUAUCAGCUCGUCGACGUGGCUGUCCUGGUGCCCAUGUCCACUGGCAGCAUACGCGUGUACGUGUUUAACCCGUACACGGGGUCCCGGUGCAACGGGGCUGGUCCGCCGAUCAUGGUCAACGUCUGGAGCGGCUGGACGGACGCGUUUCUCAAACCUGACAAAGUGUUCGGCAUGGAGAACAAGCUGAAAGACUUGCACAAAUGUCCGUUGAAAUGCUUGGGCAUACACAGACCACCCGUGUCGACAGUGGUUCAAACGGAGAAAGGCUUCCAGUUGUCGGGGUCAGGUUUGCGCAUCAUCAACUUCAUGCAGGCGUACAUGAACUUCACCGGUAUCGUGGCUAUAGCUUACGGCCAUUCGGGGGUUAAUUUCAUGCCCAAUACGGCGGCCACUCCUGACAACGAUAGUUCGCCGGUCGGCAUGAAGGUGAAACAGAGAAAGGUGGACUUGGCAUUCGGCCGGUUCACGAGGAUUUUCGAUAGCGAGUCCGAGGUGGAGUUUGUCAAGGAAGACCAGAUGGAAUGCUUCACUUGGGGCUUGCCCAGCGGCAUCGGUCACGACCCGACGCUGUGGAUCAACUACGUAGCUGAAUUCUCACUAGUCACCUGGAUAUUGAUCAUAUUGAGUAUAAUAUUGGCGUUCGGCGUUAUCGUCGCACUCUCGCAGCUGACGUCCGCACUGCAAAGACCGGGGGUUACGGUCCCAUGGAGCCCACUGUCCAUUCUGUUCUACACGUAUGGCACGUUCAUCAGCGCCCCAAUCAAGGUCACGCCAAAAUCGUGCGCAUUGCAGAUGUUUCUGUCCAACUGGCUGCUGUACAGCCUGGUGGUGACGAGCGCGUACCAGGCGUAUUUGGGCAGUCUGAUCACCAUACCGCAAACGACUCCCGAAAUCAACGACCAGCACACGCUGUUGAAGACCAAUUUGAACUUGGUGGGCAGACAAGACAUGUACUAUCUGAUCAACUCGUCGGCGGGCUCCAGCAACGAUUUCAAAGAGCUGGUUGACCGCUAUCAGAUAUUGCCGCCCGAAGACUUCGGUCACUUCGUACAGAGGAUACUGUUGAAGAGGGACACGGCCGUCCUGGCGUCCAAACGCGAACUGAUAUUUUACGCGCAAAGGUACAAGACGAUUUUCAACGACUCGAGACACCUACACGUAUUGCCCAAGUGCGUGAUCGAAUCGUACUCGUCGACAUUUAUGCUUCGAAAGGGAUCGCCGUUUCUGCAUAGAAUUAGCACCAUUAUGUCGCAACUCUCGGAGACGGGCAUCAUGCAGCAAUGGGAUCGUGCGAACCUCAGAGAAGAACUGGUACACGGUAUUGUGUUUACUGAGGACACAAUUCUUUCCAUGUCGCAAUUUUAUGGGGCGUUUGUGGUUUUGUUUUUUGGAUUGUUUAUGGGCUUAUGUGCAUUUAUUGGCGAAAUCAGUGUGUACCUUAUAAAUACAUUUUGUCUAAGACAUACGAAGCAAAUUGUGUUCUUAAACUGACUACAAGACAUAAAAAAAAACUAGAUGUUUGAUUUACAUACUUUAAUAACAACAUACUUCGAACAAAUAAUACAAAAUUAGCUGUACUCUAGCUGUUAAAUUAAUUAAUAAACAUUUUGUAUUAGAUUCUGCUGACAAAUAAAUUGCAAGCUAACAACAAUCCUAUGAUUAAAAACAAAAAUGUAUUCAAUUAGAGAACUUCACAUUAUAUUGAUGCAUUAUUGCCAUCCACAUGAGAUCG
This is a messenger RNA of Myzus persicae (green peach aphid), 2618 nucleotides long. RefSeq lists its product as uncharacterized. Bases 356 to 2377 code for a protein of 673 amino acids. The transcript is spliced from 2 exons. Gene Ontology annotation, cellular component: membrane. Gene Ontology annotation, molecular function: ligand-gated monoatomic ion channel activity. Lineage: Eukaryota; Metazoa; Arthropoda; Insecta; Hemiptera; Aphididae. The record is from RefSeq and is a predicted model, not a curated record.